AUCCAGCUCCAAGUUGAAAUUAAUGGAACGCUACGAGCGUCUGGGCAAAUUGGGUGAAGGGAGUUAYGGUAUGGUUUUUAAAUGUCGAAAUCGAGAGAAUGGUAACAUAGUAGCCAUAAAAAAAUUUGUUGAAUCCGAGGACGAUCCGUUAAUUCGAAAAAUUGCUCUACGUGAAAUACGCAUGUUAAAAACAUUGAAACAUCCAAAUCUGGUGAAUUUACUCGAGGUGUUCCGCCGAAAAAGAAAACUUCAUUUGGUGUUUGAGUUUUGUGAGCACACAGUACUCCACGAGCUCGAAAGACAUCCAUAUGGCUGUCCAGAAAUAUUUACCAAGCAAAUUAUUUGGCAGACUUUACAAGCCGUUGCGUACUGUCAUCGACACAAUUGUAUACACAGAGAUAUAAAACCGGAAAAUAUAUUACUCACAUCCCAAGGGGUGGUGAAACUCUGUGACUUUGGAUUUGCAAGACUAAUGAGUCAGUAUGAUAAAAUCAUAUUAAAUUAA
Diuraphis noxia (Russian wheat aphid) is the source of this 505-nucleotide messenger RNA. Its product is annotated as cyclin-dependent kinase-like 4. Gene Ontology annotation, biological process: protein phosphorylation. The record is from RefSeq and is a predicted model, not a curated record. Gene Ontology annotation, cellular component: nucleus. Lineage: Eukaryota; Metazoa; Arthropoda; Insecta; Hemiptera; Aphididae. Gene Ontology annotation, molecular function: ATP binding; protein serine/threonine kinase activity.